AUGACGACAACAAACAAUCUCCCUUCAACUCGGCCAGCUCCCGCUCGGGCUCGCAGCUCUUCGCUUUCUGUUGUUCUUGAUGCGCUCUUGCACAGAGAUCAAGUGGCACCAGAGCCUGUGGCGGCCCCCACCUAUCGACGAUCAUUUGCCGCCCCUCGCAAAUCGUCGCUCAAAUCGUUACCGACUGGCUUCGAGCCACAUCUGCCCGUCACGACCUGGCUCGAUGUUCCACCAGUCUUCGACGACCAAGUAUCUGCUUCUCCGGUGCUACAAUCUAGUUCUGGCGCUCAUGAAUUGAAUCUUUCUUUGUCUUCAACUUUGCCGGAGGACUCUGAUGCGGCUACUGGCCCAGAACCACAGGACGAUCCAACAACGAUCUCUACUCGGAUCACGUCUUUCAAAAGUUCCAUAAUCGUCAUGCUCGUCCGAACUAAGCUCCGGAUCCGCCGCCGGUCGCGGCCCGCUCUUACCCGCGACCACGCCCACCCAUAUCCGAAUUGCCCGAGACGGCUUGUCCCGGAUUUCUCGCAACCAGGAUACUCUCUGCUGCCGGCGAUUGCAUGUGUGGAAGAAGAAUAUGAUUCGGACAACGACCAACGUGGCAUCGUUCGCUUCAUCCUGCCAGAUGAGAACCCAGUUCUCCAGUCCCCUGAUCACCUGGAGGAGCCCAACACAUCAGCUAGUUUGGCGUAA
This is a messenger RNA of Mycena indigotica, 693 nucleotides long. RefSeq lists its product as uncharacterized. The record is from RefSeq and is a predicted model, not a curated record. Bases 1 to 693 code for a protein of 230 amino acids. The transcript has 3 exons. Lineage: Eukaryota; Fungi; Basidiomycota; Agaricomycetes; Agaricales; Mycenaceae.